This is a messenger RNA of Sclerotinia sclerotiorum 1980 UF-70, 795 nucleotides long. RefSeq lists its product as hypothetical. The record is from RefSeq and is a predicted model, not a curated record. Bases 1 to 795 code for a protein of 264 amino acids. Lineage: Eukaryota; Fungi; Ascomycota; Leotiomycetes; Helotiales; Sclerotiniaceae. The transcript is spliced from 4 exons.
AUGGCAUUCUCACGAGCAGCUAUCUUGCGCAACUUGCGCAACUUCCGAGGUAGACCAACCCUAGCUCGCCCCCAGGUCAACCAAGUCGCCAGAAGAACCUAUGCCAGUGGAGGUCAUGAACAUGCCAAGGCAGGUGGUGAUGCAGUUUGGGCUGCCGGAGCAGUAGCUGUCACAGUCCCAACAUGUUGGUUUUUGAUCUCAAACAAACCAGACAACACUCACGGCCACGGAGGACACGGUGACAGCCACGCACAUGCUGAAGAGCAUGAGAAAGAGGAAGAAAAAUCCGACGAAGAGGAGAAGCCCGAAGAGAAAGAAGAAGAUAAGACAGCCGAGGCUGAGGAGAAGACUGAGGAUAAAGAAGAGUCCAAGGAGCCCGAAAAGACCGAUGAAUCCGAUAGCGAUGACGGCGCUAAGGAACAAGACACGCCAGCUACUUCUGACGAUGAGAGCGUUGAAGACACAGAUAAAAACGUUCGCAAGUCAUUUCCCGACGCAAAGGGUGAUAAGAAGGCUCGGUUAGAGAGCAAGCAGGCUAUCAAGCAAGGCGAGGACAACUCACCACCAAAGGAGGAUGAACCGGAGGACAAGCCCCGUGCUUCAAAGGAACCCGGAGGCAAGAACACUCAAUCUGGCAAGCAGGAAGGUCUUUCAAAUACCGAUACUAAACACUCCACCGAUAUCACAAAUAACCCAAGCAAAAGCCAAAAGCUUGAAGGUGCUCCCGAGACUGCCAGACUCAAGGGGACUGUCGACCCAGCCCGUUCCGAGGAUAAGAAAGAAUCCGACUCUUAA